AUGACUACUGCCGAUGAAACAACUAAGUUUGAUGGUUUAAACAUCGAAUUAGUCGAAGCUUCAAGUAUCCGAAAGAAGCACAUGCUAAUUAAGGGUGAAAAGAAUGUCUAUAAGCUUAUUGAAAUCACUGAUAUAACUAAGUCUAAGCCGGGUAAGCAUGGAGCAGCUAAGCUUAACUUUACAGGAGUUGAUUUGUCCGUUAACCGUAACAUUACUUUUACUGAAGGUACUAAAGACCAAGUAACAGUUGGAACUUUUAAACGAACACCAUGCCUUCUAUUAGAGCUUGAUGAGCAGAAGGAUGAAAUUCAUCUGUUCAACGAAGAGAAGUACGAGGACUUUUAUCUGGAUAAAUCUAGAGUACCAGCUGAAGCUUUGGCUAAGUUGGGGAAGGUUGCUAAUGUAGACAACUGUGAGGUUAAGUUUAUUUUGAUUGAUACGCCUUACGUGGUCAAUAUUGUUGAUAUUGUUACCAAUGUUAUUUAG
This is a messenger RNA of Nematocida homosporus, 486 nucleotides long. RefSeq lists its product as uncharacterized. Lineage: Eukaryota; Fungi; Microsporidia. Gene Ontology annotation, biological process: positive regulation of translational elongation; positive regulation of translational termination. The transcript has a single exon. Bases 1 to 486 code for a protein of 161 amino acids. The record is from RefSeq and is a predicted model, not a curated record. Gene Ontology annotation, molecular function: translation elongation factor activity; RNA binding; ribosome binding.